This is a messenger RNA of Drosophila sulfurigaster albostrigata, 496 nucleotides long. RefSeq lists its product as uncharacterized. The record is from RefSeq and is a predicted model, not a curated record. The transcript has 2 exons. The coding region runs from base 125 to 436 and encodes 103 amino acids. Lineage: Eukaryota; Metazoa; Arthropoda; Insecta; Diptera; Drosophilidae.
UCUCAUGUUCUGAUAAGCAGCGCACUUGACGUGGACCAGAGAAGCACUAUUUCGUUUUUAGUCAGUUCCUUUUCGUCUUUCACAUCGUUCGCACCACACACGGAAUAUAUUACCAACCUCCGUUAUGUUGUUGAAACCUUAUCAGCUGGCCAUAGCCAUAGCUCUUUUCUUGGCCUGCUUCAGUCCCGAAAUAAGUUGCUUUGCUCGGAACUUUGGUCGUCCGAAUGCAACGUACUAUGCGCCGGCCCAGACUUAUCCGGGACAUAACUAUACCAGGCCCAACAUUGGCUUCCAGCAGCAUUAUCCAGCUCAGCCCGCUUACAAUUCGGGACCGAAUCCCAUCUACGGCAAUCGUCCUGGAAAUUAUUCGCUUCAUGGUGGAUAUCGUCCCCGCAACAACACCAACAUUUUCGCAAGACUUUUUAAAUUCUGGUAGAAGCUGAAAUAUCCUACAAUCUGAAAUUAAAAUCAUCUUCAAAUUUGUCCAAAAUAACAA